GAUAUUCACUUGGAAUCGCAAAUAGGAACGUAAUUCAAAAUUCGCAGAGCCUAAUUACUAAUUAACCUAUCUCAUAAAUAUACGACUUUAGAUAACAACGAUAAGAAAUAUUAAGGAAUAGAGAACGGAGAUAGUGACACAUUUGUCACUGAAAUUUAAGAGAUUCCCGCGAUAGUAACUCGAGUUUCUAAAGAUGCAAGAUGAAUAACGUGAGUUAUAGUGAUGAAGCUAAUAGAUUCGAUUGAGAUGACUUCUCAAUUUUCUCAGCUUUUUUGGGAAAACUUAAUCGUUACUGUGCCUGCCACAGAUGAAGAGUGCUCGAAAGAACUGUGGUGCAAAUUUUCGCGUAGAAAAUCUGUAAAACUGAAUAUACUAAAAGGAGUGUCCGGAUAUGCAGAGACUGGUAAUAUGUUCGCUAUACUGGGACCGAGUGGUGCCGGUAAAACUACGUUUCUUGCUGCUUUAGCGAGAAGGGUCGAAUUAACUUCGGGCGCAGUAAAGAUCAACGGGCAUAAUGUUUCUCGAGAAACGAUGGCAACAAUAUCGAGCUACAUAUCGCAAUUUGAUGCUCUACCUUCUGCACUCACACCCAGAGAACACAUGUCAUUCAUGGGCGCUUUGAAAAUAGGAAAUAGUUGUAGCGUGCUACAAAGAAAAUCCUUGGGGGAAGAAUUUCUGCGGGAUCUCGGAUUGUACGAGUGCAUCGAUACUUUUAUAUUUAAGCUAUCUGGCGGCGAAAGGAAACGCUUGUCGCUAGCCACGGAAAUGUUAACGAGACCGAAGAUAUUUUUUUUAGACGAACCAACCACGGGUUUGGACACUUUCGCCGCAACGCGCGUCGUGCAGUCAUUGAAAUUAAUUGCUUCGAAAGGUACCAUGGUUUUCUGCACAAUUCAUCAACCAGGUAUGACAAUAUACAAUAUAUUCAGUCAUGUAAUAUUAAUGGCUGAUGGUAAAUCUGUAUACUUUGGAACUCUGAGGAAUGCCACGGAUUUUUUUGAGAGCCAGGAUUAUCAAUGCCCCACGAACUACGACGAGUCUGAGUAUUACGUAAACAUUCUGUCACGCUGCAGGAAUCAAGCAGAUUGCAAUAUUGAGCUGUAUCAGGCAUUCUUACGAUCGCCGUUUUCAAAAAUUCCCGUAGUCGAGAAUGUCUCGGUUUUUCACGCCAGUCCUCAAAAAAAAGCAGGAUGGUUCAUGCAGUUUUACUGGUUGCUCUGGAGAACAUUCCUGCGGGAUAGGAGAACAGCCUUCGACAACUGGAUCGCGUGGUUCUCUUGCGCGCUAUCCAUCGUCUUCGUAAAUAUUUUUUACGCUGGUACUAAUUCGUCGACACAGGAGGGGAUACAAAGUGCUCGGGGCGUAUUGUACUUGACGAUCUCCGAGGUAAUUUUUACGAUCGCCUACUCCGUCGUUUACGAGCUACCCGGUGAGCUUGUUCUCUACGUGCGCGAAAGUACCGUGUACGCGCCGGGACCGUAUUACCUCGCCACCGUUCUCGCCUUGAUACCCCAGGCGACAUUUAAAACGCUUUUAUUCACGACUGCUCUGUACUUGGUGCUACAUUCCGAAUUUUCGCUGCUCGGCUUCUGCUCCUACUGUCUCUGCACGACGACGGCGGCGAUCUGCGGUAUCGCGUACGGCAUGGCAAUCUCCAGCUGGAUCGCCGACAUCGAUAUCGUGACCACGGUAAUGCUACCGCUCGACUUGUUGUUUCUCUUGACAGCGGGUACAUUUUACAAUUUGCGGACUCUUCCGAAUUACCUAGUAUAUCUCAAAUAUUCCUCUAUGUUUUACUACGCCACCGAAGCUAUAUCGAUAGUACACUGGUCGGAGAUAGAAGAUAUUGAUUGUCCAGUCAGUCGUGGCCUGCCUUGUCUGUCGAACGGAACGGAAGUUUUAUCGGAGUACGGAUAUAACGAAGGGAAUUUCUGGUGGGAUAUUACCGGAUUGUUGCUCCUGACGAUUCUGAUGAAUAUCGCCGCAUAUCUCGGCACAAGGAGAAGAGGAGCAUCAAGACCGAUCGCGGCGGCUUAUUAAUUAAUCGAGCGAGACGCAAUCGCGGCGCGUAUCUUCCUAUUAUUAUAAUAUUAAUUACGUAUAAGAGCGCGUUGAUUUCUUCGGAUUAAAUGAAUUGAUAACACGAAGAUAAACCUAACACAACGCUAACGCUUUUCCAAUACGUCAAUAAAAGCUUCAAAAAUUAAAAUUAACGAAUUUUAUUAUUAUUUAAUAUAUAAUUAUGCAACAAGUAUGCUGCAUCAUAAAUUUGUAAACUCACAUCAACCGUAUCUUUCUUAUGAAACUAAAACUUGUCCUUCUCGCGCGAACGUUAAGUCAAGUUAAUCUCCACACACGAGACUAAUUUAAUCUUGCGUUACGCAAACCGACGUCAUAAAACUGAAAUACAAAGAACAAGAAUAAAGAAAAUUGCAAAUAGUGA
Molecule: messenger RNA, 2443 nt
Organism: Wasmannia auropunctata (little fire ant)
Lineage: Eukaryota; Metazoa; Arthropoda; Insecta; Hymenoptera; Formicidae
Product: protein brown
Exons: 11
Coding region: 223-2040 (605 amino acids)
Cellular component (GO): plasma membrane
Molecular function (GO): ATP hydrolysis activity; ABC-type transporter activity; ATP binding
Source: RefSeq, a predicted model, not a curated record